AUGCCGCCGCACGGUGUCACCCCCCUGCCCCACCAAUGCUCCGUCCUCCUGCGGCGCCUCGGCGCGAGCCUCUCCCUGGCCUCCUCCUCCUUCCUCCGCGCGCUCCGCUGCCUCCACGCGCGCCUCCUCACCUCCGCGCUCCUCCACGCGCCGCCGCACCCGCACCUCACCCUCCGCCUCAUCCACCUCUACACCCUCUCCCGCGACCUCCCCGCCGCCGCGACACUCUUCCGCGCCGACCCGUGCCCCGUCGCCGCCACUUCCCUCGUUGCCGCGUACGCCGCCGCGGGCCGCCUCCCCGCCGCUGUCUCCUUCUUCGACGCCGUCCCGCCGGCGCGCCGCGACACCGUCCUCCACAACGCCGUGAUCUCCGCUUACGCCCGCGCGUCCCACGCCGCGCCCGCGCUGCAUUGCUCGGUGCUCAAGUCCGGCGCCGGGGGUGCCUUGUCGGUGUCCAACGCGCUCAUUGCGCUGUACGUGAAAUGUGAAUCGCCUGAGGCGACACGGGACGCACGGAAGGUGCUCGACGAAAUGCCGGCUAAGGACGAGCUUACGUGGACUACUAUGGUCGUUGGGUAUGUUAGGAGAGGCGACGUUGGUGCUGCUAGAUCAGUUUUCGAGGAGGUUGAUGGGAAGUUUGAUGUUGUGUGGAAUGCCAUGAUCUCAGGGUAUGUUCAUUCAGGAAUGGCUGUGGAGGCAUUUGAGCUGUUUAGAAGGAUGGUAUUGGAAAGGGUGCCUCUUGAUGAGUUCACAUCUACUAGUGUUCUGAGUGCUUGUGCAAAUGCUGGUUUCUUUGCGCAUGGGAAAUCCGUCCAUGGGUUUGCUGAAGAUGCAUUUAAACUGUUUAACAGGAUGAGGGCUGAGGAUGUCAAGCCGUGUGACUACACCUAUGCUGGCGCUAUUUCUGCAUGUGGUGAACUUGGGUCACUGAAGCAUGGAAAGCAGCUCCAUGGGCAUCUUGUGCAGCUUGGUUUUGAGGGGAGCAAUUCUGCAGGAAAUGCACUCAUUACCAUGUAUGCUAGAUGUGGUGCAGUGAAAGAAGCUCAUCUUAUGUUCCUUGUGAUGCCCAAUAUUGACUCUGUUUCGUGGAAUGCUAUGAUUUCAGCCCUUGGGCAGCAUGGACAUGGAAGAGAGGCACUAGAACUCUUUGAUCACAUGGUUGCUGAAGGCAUAUAUCCCGACAGGAUCUCUUUCCUCACAGUAUUGACAGCUUGUAAUCAUUCUGGUCUAGAGGAUGAAGGUUUUCAAUAUUUCGAGUCCAUGAAGAGGGACUUCGGCAUUAUACCUGGAGAUCGAUAUGCGGCUGAUUGA
Molecule: messenger RNA, 1311 nt
Organism: Miscanthus lutarioriparius
Lineage: Eukaryota; Viridiplantae; Streptophyta; Magnoliopsida; Poales; Poaceae
Source: the annotation of a GenBank genome assembly